AUGACAACUGCAAAGCAGCGACGACAUAAACGUCUAAUCAAUCGUAAUCUGAUGCUUUUGUUACUCGUUUGGCUUCGUCAAUAUCCCACCUCACAACAACUCAGUUCUCAAUUUAGUAUUCAUUCUCGUAAUAUUCAACGGAGGAUUCGACGGUUAAUUCCGAUUUUGUCUUCUGCUAUCGGAAAGAUUCAGUGGCCCUCAUUAGAACAACUAUCUGAAAGAAUUAUUUACGAUCCAGUUCUGGGAAACAUAGCCGGCUAUAUAGAUGGUACCCGUCAUAAAAUACAGAGACCAAGUUUUGCGAAUAAACCACCGGUAUUAACAUCAUUCAGAUCAAACGAGCGUCGUCGCGCAGGUUUAACAGAGCAACAGAGAUUAGCUUUCAAUAAUCGACUGUCACACUAUGGCAUUGGAAUUGAGCACGUUACAAAAGAUAUAAAGUUAUUUCGCGUGAUGUCAGAUGCUCAACGUCAUUUUAAAAACGACCAAAGAUUUUAUUUACAUAUAGCUAAUUGUAUAUUUGGAUUAGCUUAUAUUCGUUUCGAGGAUUUUAAUACAGACGUUGUUCAACAUAAUUAUUGA
Molecule: messenger RNA, 582 nt
Organism: Didymodactylos carnosus
Lineage: Eukaryota; Metazoa; Rotifera; Eurotatoria; Philodinida; Philodinidae
Source: the annotation of a GenBank genome assembly